Acytostelium subglobosum LB1 is the source of this 1254-nucleotide messenger RNA. RefSeq lists its product as hypothetical. The transcript is spliced from 3 exons. The record is from RefSeq and is a predicted model, not a curated record. The coding region runs from base 1 to 1254 and encodes 417 amino acids. Lineage: Eukaryota; Evosea; Eumycetozoa; Acytosteliales; Acytosteliaceae.
AUGUCUAGUGAUUCUGAAUCAUCUACAUCAUCAUCGUCUUCGACGCCACCAUCAUCGGCCUCAACCCUCGUCGCAUCCAGGCGCUCCAACCACUCUGAGGUCUGGGAAUUCUUCGAGCGGGAGAUCACCUACUACACCAAGGCGCAGAUUGAGAGCUUUGGCCCCAAGAGCAAGAUCAGGAAGAGUGCCAGACCAGACGAAGAGAGUGGUGGAUACAAGGUUGACCUUGCCUGGUGCAAACGUUGCACAGGCAAGAAGGCGUGCUACAACAUGGCAAGCGGCAGCACAACCAAUCUGUGGACACACUACACAGACAAGCAUGCGCCCAACCUCUCCAUUGCAAUGGACAAGUACCUAGACAACAGUGGCAACUUGCGAGACACUCCGAGGAUAACCAUGGUCAAGUGGCUAGUGAUGAACCAUCAGCCCAACCUCAUCGUCGAGCAAAAAUUCUUCAAGGAGAUGAUCGACUCAUUCAGAAAGCAGCCAGAAGCGAUUGUACCAGGUGCUGACACCAUCGCAAGAGAGAUCAUUUCUUUCCAUCGCACCCUCCAAGAGGCAAUCAGUGCCCACCUAUCCAAGCUUACGUGCAAGGUAUCGGUCACCUUUGACAUCUACCAGGCCAGGUACACUCUCGCUUCCUACUUGGGUGUGGCUGUACAUUUCAUUGAGAAUGACAGACUUCAACAUUUAUUGUUGAGCUUUGAGCCCUUCCCAGAGCAGCACACUGGUAUUAUUAUGUGUGACAAGGUAGUCGAGGUAUUGGACCAGUUUAAGCUACUUCCCAAACUGCUCGCAUCCUGUACCGAUAACGCCACGAACAACGACACUGCCGUCAGCAAUCUCGAGGUAGUGUGUGCCACCAGAUCAGUCCCCUACCACGGUGUCGAGAGCCACGUCAGGUGUAUCGCUCACAUCAUCAACCUGGUGAUUCGCAGCUUUCUCCAAGAGGAUCAAGUCCACGAAGUUGUCAAAGGCUUCAAGGAGCUCUCAAACCAUGUGAGAGAGACUCACAAGUCCAAGGAGGCCUACCGCCUCAUUGUUGGAUCGAUCCCGCCCGAGGACGUUGAGACGCGCUGGGACUCCAGGUAUCGCCUCCUCCAAUAUUUCCUCGACCACAAGGAUGCCGUCAUCACCUACCUUGAGGAGUCCACCGACAAGACAUUCCAAAUCAACUGGGAGAAGCUGGAGGCCAUCCAACCGACACUCGACAUGUUUCAUUAUGACUCUGAGGGCCCACCACGACUGAGUUGA